UUGGACACCAAAAAUCUAGGGGCCUAUUGCACGUUGUCACUGAGGGGAACGUGACCUCCUUGUCAUCCUAGGUACUGUAGCUGUUGUCAAGUGUAACUAAAUCUUAUUAUAAGUAUGAAGUUUAUAAUAUGAACUGUGCGAUUGCUUUAUUUUAUUAAGGGAACUCAACAUGUCGGUAAAUCGCUGUAUUUAUUUGUUGUCGCGCUCUAAUAUUCGAUACCGAGUAUAUGCUAGCACUACCUCAUCAACUGUUGUAGCAGUACACAACGCUUUCCUGCAUCCUACAAAAACGACAUGUGAAAACUUUGCUCAGCUGAGGAGGCAUUCAUCCUCAAACGGCUCAUCGAGACCACUGGACACCUCACUGUUUGUACCUCUCACCAUCAAAAGUGAUGAAGGCGGAAACGGGACAGUCGGUGCAGAGUUAACACAACCACUAAACAAAAGUGAACUUCUUAAAGUACUGAAUAGAUUCUACAAAAGAAAAGAAAUGCAAAAACUGGCUGCUGACCAAGGGCUCGAUGCCCGUCUCUUUCAUCAAGCCUUUGUCAGCUUUAGGAAGCAUGUGCUGGAAAUAAAUGCAUUAAGUGCUGAUUUGCACAUCAUUCUUAAUGACAUCUGCUUUGGAGCUGGGCACAUUGAUGAUAUUUUCCCAUAUUAUAUGAGACAUGCCAAGCAGAUUUUUCCUAUGUUGGACUGUUUGGAUGAUUUGCGCAAAAUCAGUGACUUGAGGGUCCCUGUCAACUGGUAUCCUGAGGCCAGAGCUAUUCAAAGAAAGAUUAUUUUUCAUGCCGGACCCACGAACAGUGGGAAGACCUAUCAUGCCAUUCAGAGAUACCUAGCUGCCAAAUCUGGAGUGUACUGUGGACCUCUAAAGCUGCUGGCGCAUGAAAUCUAUGAGAAGAGUAAUGACGCAGGAGUGCCAUGUGAUCUGGUGACAGGAGAAGAAAGGAUAUUUGUUGAUCUAGAGGGAAGGCCAUCUGACCACAUCGCCUGUACAAUAGAGAUGUGCAGUGUUACAACACCUUAUGAAGUGGCUGUCAUAGAUGAGAUUCAGAUGAUCAGAGAUCCUUCCAGAGGGUGGGCAUGGACGAGAGCUCUGCUUGGAUUGUGUGCUGAAGAGAUUCAUGUGUGUGGAGAGACUGCAGCAAUUGACUUCAUCACUGAACUCAUGUACAGCACCGGUGAAGAGGUUGAGGUUCAUAAUUAUAAGAGGCUGACUCCAUUCUCAAUCUCAAAUCAAGCGGUGGAAUCACUAGAUAACCUGAAGCCUGGGGACUGCAUCGUAUGCUUCAGCAAAAAUGACAUCUACUCCAUCAGCAGGCAGAUAGAGAUCCGUGGACUGGAGUGUGCUGUUAUUUAUGGCAGUCUGCCUCCUGGCACCAAGUUGGCUCAAGCAAAGAAGUUUAAUGAUCCAGAGGACCCUUGCGAAAUCCUUGUUGCCACAGAUGCAAUUGGAAUGGGUCUGAACUUGAGCAUUAGGAGAAUCAUCUUUAAUUCUCUGGUUAAACCCAAUGUGAAUGAGAAGGGAGAAAAGGAGAUGGACACCAUUUCCACCUCACAGGCGCUGCAGAUCGCGGGGCGAGCGGGACGCUUCAGCUCUGUUUUUAAAGAGGGUGAGGUCACCACUAUGCAAAGAGACGACUUGCCUGUUUUGAAGGAGAUUUUGGGGAAACCUGUUGACCCCAUUGAGGUUGCAGGAUUACAUCCUACAGCAGAACAGAUAGAGAUGUUUGCCUACCAUCUGCCCCAGGCCACUCUCUCAAAUCUCAUUGACAUAUUUGUGAGUCUUUCACAAGUGGAUGGACUUUACUUUGUGUGCAACAUUGAUGACUUUAAAUUCUUGGCGGAUAUGAUCCAGCAUAUUCCUCUGAAUCUGCGCAUUCGCUAUGUGUUCUGCACUGCGCCCAUCAACAAGAAACAGCCUUUUGUGUGCACAUCCUUCCUCAAGUUUGCCAGACAGUUCAGCAGAGACGAGCCUCUUACAUUUGACUGGGUAUGUCGACAUGUGAAUUGGCCCCUGACCCCUCCCAAAAACAUCAAGGACCUGGUUCACCUAGAAGCUGUUCAUGAUGUGCUAGAUCUUUACCUUUGGCUCAGCUAUCGCUUCAUGGACAUGUUUCCAGAUGCCAACCUCAUCCGUGAGAUUCAAAAGGAACUGGACACCACUAUCCAGAUAGGUGUGCUUAACAUCACACGGCUUAUCCGUGCUACGGAGAACCAAACAUCUUCUACAGCGCCUGCUACCUCCACUAGACUUUCUGGUUCAGACCAGCCACCAGUCAGGAGGGGGCGAGUAGCAAAAGCCCAGAAUCAAAGAGGAGAGAUCAUGGCGACGGACUCAUCUCUGGGCUCGAAGCUGGUGCAGGAUGGACUACUGACCAAAGAGCUAUUACAGCAACUGCAGAGAGAGUGGAUCAGAGAGCAGAGCCAAAAUGAAGACUCUUCCAUUUCAACAAAUAAGGUCAAAGGGAAAAGAAAGAAAAAGUGAACUAUUUUGAAUCAGACUGACUUUUCUGUACUUUUGGGAAGGUGAUGUUUAACAUGAAAGCAGUGUGGCUGUUUUUAGUGCAUUGCAAGCAUGUGAGCCAGAUAGAGGGUAAUUGACACAUCUUGCUGCAAAUAUAAAGAGGCCUAUACUUUUACCCAUCAAAAUAAACUUGAUAUUUUUAAUGGCACGCUAUUGCCUAACCCCAAUAGAAGAUGGUUAUUUUUCUAAAAAAAAUCCAUUAUCUUAUUUUUUAUAAUCCAUUAAAAUCUAAAUCAUGUAAGAUAGGCUACCAUAUGACCUAGUUAUCUUGUCACCCCAUUAAAAGCCAAUCAUUUGUAUUUGCCCUGUUCUAUAUUUAGCAACGUUGUGCAAUCCGAUGUUAUUUUUGUAACUCCGCUUGACCAAUGAAAUACUACAGCUCACAUGUGGAACGAUUUUAUCAGCGUACACCUUACUGCAUCAGCCUUUUACACUCAAGGUCAACAUAAAGGUCUUUUUU
Messenger RNA from Triplophysa rosa, 2990 nucleotides. It is a transcript of the gene supv3l1, whose product is annotated as SUV3-like helicase. The coding region runs from base 170 to 2491 and encodes 773 amino acids. Lineage: Eukaryota; Metazoa; Chordata; Actinopteri; Cypriniformes; Nemacheilidae. The transcript is spliced from 15 exons. The record is from RefSeq and is a predicted model, not a curated record. Gene Ontology annotation, cellular component: mitochondrial degradosome. Gene Ontology annotation, biological process: mitochondrial RNA 3'-end processing; RNA catabolic process. Gene Ontology annotation, molecular function: ATP binding; RNA helicase activity; hydrolase activity, acting on acid anhydrides.